Messenger RNA from Neomonachus schauinslandi (Hawaiian monk seal), 1747 nucleotides. It is a transcript of the gene RUVBL1, whose product is annotated as RuvB like AAA ATPase 1. Gene Ontology annotation, cellular component: Ino80 complex; Swr1 complex; NuA4 histone acetyltransferase complex. Gene Ontology annotation, molecular function: ATP binding; ATP hydrolysis activity; DNA helicase activity. Lineage: Eukaryota; Metazoa; Chordata; Mammalia; Carnivora; Phocidae. Gene Ontology annotation, biological process: box C/D snoRNP assembly; chromatin remodeling; regulation of transcription by RNA polymerase II. The coding region runs from base 99 to 1469 and encodes 456 amino acids. The transcript has 11 exons. The record is from RefSeq and is a predicted model, not a curated record.
AAACCGCCCUAGUAACAGCCGCAUGGUAACCUAGGUGCUGGGCGUGUGGUACUCGCUCUCGGUUUUCCUCGCUGGUUUUGGCUCCCGGCGUCUGCAAGAUGAAGAUUGAGGAGGUGAAGAGUACCACGAAGACGCAGCGCAUCGCGUCCCACAGCCACGUGAAGGGGCUGGGGCUGGACGAGAGCGGCCUGGCCAAGCAGGCGGCCUCGGGGCUCGUGGGCCAGGAGAACGCGCGAGAGGCAUGUGGUGUGAUAGUAGAAUUAAUCAAAAGCAAGAAAAUGGCUGGAAGAGCUGUCUUGUUGGCAGGACCUCCUGGAACUGGCAAGACAGCUCUAGCUCUGGCUAUUGCUCAGGAGCUGGGUAGUAAGGUCCCUUUCUGCCCAAUGGUGGGGAGUGAAGUUUACUCCACGGAGAUCAAGAAGACGGAGGUGCUGAUGGAGAACUUCCGCAGGGCCAUUGGGCUGCGGAUAAAGGAGACCAAGGAGGUUUAUGAAGGUGAAGUCACAGAGCUGACUCCAUGUGAGACAGAGAACCCCAUGGGAGGGUACGGCAAAACCAUUAGCCAUGUGAUCAUAGGACUUAAAACGGCCAAAGGAACCAAACAGUUGAAACUGGACCCCAGCAUUUUUGAAAGUUUGCAGAAAGAGCGAGUAGAGGCUGGAGAUGUGAUCUACAUUGAAGCCAACAGUGGGGCCGUGAAGAGGCAGGGCAGGUGUGAUACCUACGCCACAGAAUUCGACCUUGAAGCUGAAGAGUAUGUCCCCUUGCCAAAGGGGGAUGUGCACAAGAAGAAAGAAAUCAUCCAGGAUGUGACCUUGCACGACUUGGAUGUGGCCAACGCACGGCCCCAGGGGGGACAAGACAUCCUGUCUAUGAUGGGCCAGUUAAUGAAGCCGAAGAAGACAGAAAUCACAGACAAACUUCGAGGGGAGAUUAACAAGGUAGUGAAUAAGUACAUUGAUCAGGGCAUUGCUGAGCUGGUUCCAGGCGUGCUCUUUGUUGAUGAAGUCCACAUGCUGGACAUCGAGUGCUUCACCUACCUGCACCGGGCCUUGGAAUCUUCUAUCGCCCCCAUCGUCAUCUUUGCAUCCAACCGAGGCAACUGUGUCAUCAGGGGUACUGAAGACAUCACCUCUCCUCAUGGCAUCCCUCUUGACCUUCUGGACCGCGUGAUGAUCAUCCGGACCAUGCUGUAUACCCCACAGGAAAUGAAACAGAUCAUUAAAAUCCGAGCCCAGACAGAAGGAAUCAACAUCAGUGAGGAGGCGCUGAACCACCUGGGGGAGAUCGGUACCAAGACAACUCUGAGGUACUCGGUGCAGCUGCUGACCCCAGCCAACUUGCUGGCUAAGAUCAAUGGGAAGGACAGUAUCGAGAAAGAGCAUGUCGAGGAAAUCAGCGAGCUCUUCUACGAUGCCAAGUCCUCGGCCAAAAUCCUGGCUGACCAGCAGGAUAAGUACAUGAAGUGAAGACAGCUGAGGUGUUCCGGAGAGACUCCGGGCGUGCCUGGCUGGGUGCCGCCUGCGAGCAGGAGGCUCCCCCUGCGCUUUGGGCUCUGUCCCCUCUGGCCACGGCGGUCAGCACCAGCUCAGUGUGGAAAGUGUUGCUUUUUAAAUUACCGUAACUUCUGCGGUUGCUUUGAAGGAACCCUGCCUCGCCUGGCAUGUUUUCUAAUAAAUCCUUGUAGGUUAUUUUGAUGACCUGUCUCUCUCUCUCGAUUUUUUUAAAAAUAAACUUUGUAUUUUAG